AUGUGGGUGUCGGUCGACAACGGUGUAGAGGCUUCUCGUGCGGCUCCGUGUUCGCGUGGGAAGCACUCGGCGACACUUCUGGGCGGUUAUGUCUACAUUCUGGGCGGACGAGGGUCGGGCGGCUGUGUUCCUCUAAGAGACUUCUGGAGAUAUUGUCUAUCAACGGGACGUUGGGAGCGGUUGGAGGCGCGAGGCGAACCGCCGCCCGCCCUACAAGAACACACGGCCACUGCACACGAAGGUCGCCUUUACGUGUUCGGUGGCGAGGCAGGAGCCCUCUCUAAUGAGACCCCUCUUUGGAUAUACGACACAGAGUUGAAAAUAUGGCGGAAACUGGCGGGGCAAACUAGUAACUAUUCAACGCUGCGGAGACGCAGCAGUCGCGAAGCUCGCAACGGAUCAAGCCCGCGUGGUCGUCGCGGUCACUCUGCCCACGCACUAAAGGACUGUUUGCUGAUUUACGGAGGCUAUAAGGACUUGAGAGGAUCUACGAAUGAACUGUGGGCUUUCCACUAUGAAUCAGAAUCUUGGCAGCAGGUGCGAACGUCAACCAUCGGCCCGGCGCGGCAUCGGCACGCUGCAGCGCUGCACGAGGCGCGACUGUACAUACACGGUGGACAAUGCGACCUCAGGGCCUGCGCCGACCUCUGGCAUUACGAUACCAUUUCCCGAGUGUGGACACAAGUGCGAACCCCUGCUAAGUUAUCGCCGCCUGCACGUAGCGGUCACACCGGUCUACGGGCGGGCGCACACCUUUACAUCUUUGGCGGAGAAACGAACGGACAUCCUACCAACGAACUUUGGCGGUUUCAUUUCGCUACAGAAACCUGGGAACGGAUCUUGCAAAGCGAAAAAUGGCCGUCCGCCCGCGUUGACAGCCGCGCCUUACUUAUUAGCGGAGCUCCGCAGCGCGCUCACUCCGCUCCUGCGGCUCCCGUUAAACCGCGGCCUGAACCACCAGCGGGGUUCCUGAGAGAAAUUUCCAAACUAUCCUCCUUCCACAUUCGUCGAGCGGCGAGAUGCUCUUACAGCGUCCUCGGAGACCAGGAUUCUACUGAAAGUCUUAUCCGAGAAUCGACAUCUUUAUCGAAAUCGCGGUCGGCGUACGUCAUCGACGAGCGCCAACCGGCCGAUGGAGGCGAGAGCCCUAAAGAAGGAACCGUUCCCGAACGAUGCAGAAACGUGUCCCGUGAACCUAUUUCCGUCCCAGACUUUGCGGAUAUGGUUCUACCUACCCCAGUGCUAUCUCCCAUCGAAGCGACAAAACUGGUAUAUUUAGACUCAGAAGAAGAAGAGGAAAUGAAAUCAAAGAAUGGAAUAGAAAAAACCACGAUAAUUCCGAAAUCGGCGUCCGUUAAGUUUACCAAGAUCCCCGUCACAGAGAAGACAGAAGACGAGGGGGACUUGUCCACUUCGGACUAUGCGAGUGCGGAGAUAGUGAAUCGGCCUAAUCGGGCAUCCUUAGGCUUCAGUAAUCCGCAUUACCUGGGACCCGACGUACGUACCCUGGGGACGGCGAUGACGCCCGACUCCGGGACUGGAGACAUAGAACUCCAAGAUAUGAGCGAACGGCGAUCCCGGACCGUCCCGAGAAAUGGGGAAACCCAGUUGUACAUGCUGCUAGUUGGAGGGAAGGAGCCUCCACACGUUGCUCUACUACAGAGCCCCUUGUCCAUGUGGACAUAUAGGCUGUUGUAA
Messenger RNA from Pieris macdunnoughi, 1698 nucleotides. NCBI's taxonomy places the organism in Eukaryota, Metazoa, Arthropoda, Insecta, Lepidoptera, Pieridae. The record is from the annotation of a GenBank genome assembly.